UGUAAACUUUCUAUUUGAGGGUCGAAGGUUCAUGGUUUUGUUGCACAUCAGCGAGAGGCUCUAGCGCUGUUUGACAACUGUUUCAAGGAAAUGUUUAAUUAUUUUAUGGGUCAUCAUUUUUUAUUAUCAAUGUCUUUAGCACUGGCUUUGGAUAACGUCGACACUUGAACUUGAUGUAUGACCCCAGACCUCUGCUUUCUCCCUGGCCGAUCGAAGGGUGUGCGCAGUGUGCUGCAGUGGUGUAAUGAUGCCUGCUCGCAGCAGUGUGACCAGUGGGGUGCCCAGCAGCAAGGUGAAAUACUCCAAGUUGGCAGACAGUGAUGAUGGCUACAUUGACUUGCAGUUCAAGAAGAGCCCUCCUAAAGUGCCAUACAAGGCCAUUGCCCUAGCAGCUGUCCUCUUCCUGAUCGGCUCCUUACUGAUUAUCAUAGGUGCCCUGCUGCUCACAGGAUACAUUGAGGUCACAAAUCCAGACCGCACCCUGCCGGUGCUCAUCAUUGGAAUUCUGGUCUUCCUCCCAGGAUUCUACCAUCUACGCAUUGCUUACUAUGCCUCAAAAGGUUACCGUGGCUAUUCCUAUGAGGACAUCCCUGACUUUGACGACUGAGCCAAUCAGAAGUGUUUUGGCCAGUCUCAAAAUGGAUAAUGGAUUAGAUGAAAGAAGGUGGGGUGUCCCAUCUACCCUUACAUGUAGGUGUACUUUUUCUGAAGCAGUGCAUAUCUUGUACACAAAUUAGUUCUUCUGCUUUUUUGAAUUCUGUUUGAACUAAACCAACAGAUAUAUUUAGGGUUCUUUUUUCAACAACAAAAAAACAUGUUUCCAAAUUUUCCAUGCAGAGGUUAUUCGGUAUUUUAUCAUUUAAAUAAAACAAGAAAAAUAGUUUUAAAAAAACAUUUUUAAAAAUCUCUCUUUAAAUGCUUCUUAUGUAUAUUCCUCCUUAUAUCCCAAAACACUAUGCAAAAUUGUAUUUUUAUAGUGGGGAGGGGAGUCAUUGUAAAGUAACCUUGGUUUCCUGUUAAAUGCCAGAUUAGUCAAAAUAAAUUUCACAGCUAUUUUCCCUUGCGAAAUGUGUCAGGACAGCACACUUUAAAGCUGAUUCGCAAGAGGACUCCACUAUUCUGAGCAAACCAUGAAUCAUGUCUUUCAGGUCUCAGCCACUGAAACGCCAUGUUCCUUCUCCUACUCUGUUAUGCCUUGCCACAAUAGCACGAUCUACUUUUCCAUACAGAUAAUGUGUAUAAUACAAUACCUCACACAAAAGAUAGCAAACGCAGCAAGAUCUGGUAUAGCUUAGUUUUGUACAACAUUGAAGACCUGUCGUGGGCACACAGAUUUUUAUACCAUGGUGGUUAAUAGAAAUUUGUGCAAAAAACAAUUCCAUUAUAUUGGAUGAAUGUUCCAAAAUGUAGAGCAUUGUAAUCCAACACAAAUGUAGGAUUUUUGUACAGUAUUAUUUAAAUCAGUAUAGAUAAUUUUGAGAUUUCCCAGAGAUACCAAUGUAUCAGGUAGCCUUCAGAUUAAUUUAAUACAAAUGUAAAAUAUCAAUCAUUAUUCCCUCACCUACUUAUGUAUUUGGUGCAGUUCCUGUUAUGAGUCCAUAUUUCUUGUGUCUUAUUACUGUGGAUUUCUAGGUUACAUUACAUUUUAAUCCCUGGUUUGAUUCUUUUUACUAACAUACUUUAGGCUUUAAAGGAAAUGGUAAACACAAAGCUGUAUAGAUGCUCCAGUGGGUAAGAUAAGAUGGUACCAGGAAGUUCUUUGUUCAUACCCUUCCUCUGCCACUAUCACUCUGUCACCCUUUAUGUGUUUCCUCAUCAUGUUGUGGUGUGUAUAGUAGAUGAUUUGCAAAACCAAAGUUCUUUUUGUAAAUAUCUCUGCUGUAAAUGUUAUUGAUACCUGUUUAACAACCAAGGAUAAAACAAUCUCUCAAAGUAAUAUCAUCAUUAGACCUAUACAGCUUGUUAACUACAUUAAUUACAUACUGUAGCAUGGUCCUGUCUGAUUAGAGGCUAGACUAGACUCCUGACUAGAGUCUUCAAGUUUUCAUUCCAACUUAAUGAGCUAACAGUUAGGUUAACUAAAUAAUUUUCUCCCCAGCUUUUGGACACUUGUAGAUUUCAAACAGACUAUAAAAUUGUUUGGUAUGUUAAAAGGCAGCAAAAGAAAAUGACUGACGGGGUGGAUAAAGCAAAUAAUUAGAUCAGAAAAGUUUUAGGGCUUUGAGAGAAUAAAGCCCUAGAAGGCAUUGGGAUCCUAAGGAUAUGGUUAAGCCAGCUUUGCAGGAAAAGGGCCUGCGCAGGGUUCAGCAUUACUGGUACAGGCUAGAAGUCUUUCACUUCCGAAUAGACGUUAAUUUUGCCACCUUGUUGAGGCUGACUCCUUACCAUCUAUCAAGCAAUGGCUGAAGGAAAUCAUUGGAUCAAUAAGAUACUUGUGUUCCUAUGUUCUGCCAGAGUAAUAACUACUUGUCUGUAGAUGCAGUGUGUAUGUACUGUAUACUGUAGCUCUGCCAGGGCAUUGUGGGAGCACAGUGACAAGGCUGCAGAUCUGAUUUAUAACUUUGUGUAGCAAAAUAAUCCUAGAUUCUAAAAUGUAUUCAAUAUUUGGCUUUUUUACAUAUAAACAUUGCACUGAAAAAAGCAAGGACUAUGGCUUAAAGGACAUCUUUUCUUUAUAUUUGAAAUAUACCACUAUACUGUAUAAGCAUUGGUACUCUAUUUCUUAAAUUACAAUUUCUCUUUAACCACUGGCUGGAAUGCAUGAGUUUGGACUAGAGCAAGUAUGAAUGACAAGUGAAGGUUAACAGUUUUAGUUACACUUUAUAAAUUAAUUUAUAGAUCAAUUAAAAACCUGUUUCAAUUAAAGUGGGCCAAAUCGUAUAUCUGCAGAUAUAUGUAUAAGAGCAUAUUGGAUGUAUAAUACAGUAUGUGACAUAAUGCUCUAGCUUUUUUAACUGUAAAGACUAGGAAAGUUGUUUUGAUGCUUGAGAAGCCAGCAUGCAGAGAUCCCUGAAGCUUUCUCCAGUGCAUGGGGAAAUUGUAGUAGAAUGUAACUAGAUUAUUACAAUCUAUUGCUGUCUUUAUAUGUUUAUCUCUGGUUUGAUUUUUGUCCUUGUUUUUUCCUUGGAAGGAACAGAACAUUGUAAUGUUUAGUCUGCUGCUCAAAUCUUCCUGAAGCUGGCAGAGACCUUUUGUAAAUUUCUGUUCUUGUAAAAAAAUAAAAAAUAAAGAGUUGAAUAGUUAAAGAAAACA
Lepisosteus oculatus (spotted gar) is the source of this 3252-nucleotide messenger RNA. Its product is annotated as transmembrane protein 230. The record is from RefSeq and is a predicted model, not a curated record. Gene Ontology annotation, cellular component: synaptic vesicle; endomembrane system. Lineage: Eukaryota; Metazoa; Chordata; Actinopteri; Semionotiformes; Lepisosteidae. Gene Ontology annotation, biological process: synaptic vesicle transport.